AUGACACUACCCACUCCAGAAUCGAAACCAGAAACAAUGGCUGUAACUACCCCUGCUGCUACUGCCGCUGCUCCUACUUCCAUUAACACAGAGGAACAAGAACAACAAGCAGAUUCAAGCAUACCAGCUUCAUCUUCAAAGAAGGAAGACCAUUCAGUCACUUUGAAGAAAUCUGCCCCUGAUUUAAGACCGGCUCCUUUACCAACUUCCUCCCCAUGGAAAUUUGUAAACCAAGAAGUUCCUGUUGCAACUAUUUCUCCAGAUUCUUUAAAGACUAAGAAAAAUAAGAACCAAAAUAAAAAUAAAACAGUUACUACAAAUACUGCCACUUCUUGGAUUCCUAUGCAAGCUGCUAUUGUCGUUACUGAUUCUUUGAAAAAUAACAACAAUGGUAAGAAAAAUAGUAGAAGGAAAAACAACAACAAUAAUAGCAACAAUAGAAAUAGAAGAUCCAACAAUAACAAGGCGAAGAAAACCGAUUCUAAGCAGACAAUGAAUUCUGAUGAACUUUCGAAAAAAGAAGAUCUUGAAAAUAUUAGCAAUGUCACAAGUAAGAAUGAGGAUAAUACUAAAGAAGGAAAUGUCGUCGAAGAUAACCUCAUAGAAAAGAGCAGUCCUGCUCAAGACGAUAAACAAAAUAAUCAUAACCAUUCUCAUCAUCAUCGUCGUCAACAGCACCAUAACCAUAAGAAACAUCAACAUACAUAUACUCCGAACACAACUACGCCAACCUGUGAUGAUCAAAGUCCUAAAUUGGAAACUUCUACUGAAAAUGCGAGUGAAGCUCCAAGCUCAUCUGCUACCACAGCUCAACAAACACAAGCACAAAAUCAUUCUCAUCCGCAUCCUCAUCCUCAUAACGGGCAUUAUCAAAAGAGGCAUUAUAACCAUAAUAGAAAUAAUUAUAUGAAUAAUAAUAAUAAUAAUGGAUCUUUGAAAAAUCAUAAUCAUCACCAAUAUGAUCAGCAACCGAUGAUGUCUGGGUACAUAAAUGUGAACUAUCCAUCGAAUCAAACGUUCGAUAACAAUGGUAUUCAAAGGAAAAUACAUGUUCCAACAGUACCAAUGUCAUAUCCAAUCCAGCCAAUAAUACAAUCCAUUAAUGAUAUUGCCAGAACAAUUGAAUAUUAUUUCAGUGAUGAAAACUUAAGUAAAGAUAAGUUUCUAAUUUCGAAGCUCUCUAAGAAUGGAUACGUCUCAUUAUAUUUAAUUUCUAAAUUUUUCAGAAUCGUGAAACUAUCAUUUGGUGGUGAUCCCAUGAUCGUCUUAGCUGCGAUUAGAGAAAUUUUAAAUAAUCCAGACGCAACUGUGGAAAUCGUAAUUGUUAAGAAGAAUGACAGUAAUACUACUGACAGGGCUGAGGAUGUUGAGGAAUUAAACUCUCCGUUAAGUAAUUAUUUCAUUCGUGCCAAAUCAGAACCCUUGAAAUGGGUUCCGUCAAAUGUUGCUGAUAAUACUACUUAUGAUGUGGAAAUUGAACGUCCUUUAGAGAUCGAAGAUUUGAAUAAGAUUUUGUUUCCUCAAGGAAUGGCUACCAAUUCCACCGGAAGUGACGUCUUGAACACGACGGAUUAG
Molecule: messenger RNA, 1575 nt
Organism: Naumovozyma dairenensis CBS 421
Lineage: Eukaryota; Fungi; Ascomycota; Saccharomycetes; Saccharomycetales; Saccharomycetaceae
Gene: SLF1
Product: Slf1p
Exons: 1
Coding region: 1-1575 (524 amino acids)
Biological process (GO): positive regulation of translation
Cellular component (GO): cytoplasmic stress granule; cytosol
Molecular function (GO): RNA binding
Source: RefSeq, a predicted model, not a curated record